GCAGAGCAGCCUCGGGCGGGAGACGAUGCCUCGAUUGCCCGGCAGAGCGGGGCUCCUCCUCGGCGUCGUGCUGCUGACGGCGCUGCUGGCCGAGGGCCGAGGGCUCCCCCUGAGGACGCCGCGGGGCCCCGCGCCCCGGCCUCGGAGCCGCGCGAGGCUGGCGGAGGUCUUGGCCUCCCCAGAUACCAGCUCUCCUAGAGAAGAGGAGGGGACACCACUGCUCCCCAGAACCCACCUCCAGGCAGGGCCACACCAGCACAGGCGCCGGGCUCUCCCUGAGCCAGCAGCCCUGGCCCCCAACAAGGCAGCCCCUCCCGGGACCCUGGAAGACACUCCCUUGCUGCUGGAGCUGCAGAAGCUGCCAGGAUUGGCCAACACAGACUUGAGUGCCCCAAACCCCAAUAUCCAGGUGACCAUCGAGGUGGCGGAGGACCCCCAGGCCGAGGUGGAGAUGGACCUGUUGGCCGAGCCCAGCAAUCGCUGGCCCCAGGGUGCCCCCAGCUGGCUGCCGGCCAAGAAGCUCUUUUGGCCCCUCUUCUGGGGCUACCUGGAGGGUGAGGAAGGGGGAACCGGUCUCAAGGGCAGAGCCCCAGGGGAACAGGAGGAGGAGGAGGAGGAGGAGGAGGAGGAGGACUACCCUGCAGAGUACAGUGAGAACAAGGACCAGGAGGGCAACGAUGACGAAGAGGAGGAGGAGGAGGAGCCUGAGGUCAGUGGGGCCGCAGGCAGCUGGGAGCAGGGCUGGCUGGCCCCUGGGGACUGGGCCUUCAAGGACCCAGACAGCUACGGCUAUGAGCUUCAAGAGGAGUGGAGCCCCUGGUCUCCCUGCAGUGGGAGCUGCGGCAGCAGCAGCCAAUGGAGGACUCGGCCCUGUGGCUACGCCUGCGCUGCCACCGAGUCCCGUGCCUGUGACCUGCCCCCCUGUCCUGGCACCAAGGACGAGGACCCUUUGGGCUUCCCCAGUGAGGGGUGGAAGCUCCUGGCCCACAAUGCUACGGAUAUGCUUGGCCCAGAUGUGGACAGCUGUGAGAAGUGGCUGAACUGCAAGAGUGACUCCCUAGCCGAGUACGUGAGCCGGGUGCUGCGGGACCUGCCCAGCUGCCCGUGUGCAUACCCGCUGGAGGCCGUGUACAGUGCCGUGAGCCUGCGGGACGAGCACCAGGGCCGCAGCUUCCGGUGGAGGGAUGCCAGUGGCCCGCGGGAGCGCCUGGACGUCUACCAGCCCACGGCCCGCUUCUGCCUGCGCUCCCUGCUGUCCGUGGAAAGCAGCACCCUGGCCGCCCAGCACUGCUGCUACGACGCGGGCAGCCGGCUGCUGACCCGGGGCAAGGGCGCUGGCGCCCCCGACCUCGUCAGCACCGACUUCUCGCCUGAGCUGCACUUCAAGGUGGACAUGCUGCCCUGGAUCCUGUGUAAGGGGGACUGGAGUCGCUACCACGCUGUGCGGCCCCCCAACAACGGCCGGGCCUGCGCCGACAACCCUCCGGAGGAGGAGUACCUGGCCCAGUUGCAGGAGGCCAAGGAGUACUAAUGAGGGUGCUGCUUUGCUAGAACUUUCCUUGCAGGCUCCUCACUCCGCCCCUGCCCAGACUGGGUGAGCACAAGGGCUCCCCUUGUGAGGCUGGUCUGGGGCCUGUGGGCUGGAGGCAGGUCAGCACCCCAGGUAUCUGUGGGGUUGGGGAGAAGGUUGAAGGGUAUAUAGAGCCCAGGGUGAGGGGAGGGAGCUC
Molecule: messenger RNA, 1727 nt
Organism: Ceratotherium simum simum (southern white rhinoceros)
Lineage: Eukaryota; Metazoa; Chordata; Mammalia; Perissodactyla; Rhinocerotidae
Gene: ISM2
Product: isthmin 2
Source: RefSeq, a predicted model, not a curated record